AUACAGGGACUCCAUAAAUGUUUAUUGAAAGCCAACAGCAACAACAACAAAACGAGGUCCCAAGUCCUGACCUCGUAUAUUUUCUGCAAAUUUUAUCAAAGGGGGCUUGGGAAUGCUUGGCUGUUUUCCUCCUUUAUGCUUUCUUAGUGUGUGCAAUUUAAGAUGCAGCUGAGAAAUACCAAAGUCAAGACUGUCUUUGGAAAGUCCUUUAACCAGUGCCAUCCUCUUGGCUGGACAAGUCCUUCGUAUCCAUCUGACACUGACUUUGAGUCUAUUAGCUCUGGAUUGAGGCCAGCCUCACACGUCCACGGUUUCAGUGGCUGGCCACAGAUCUACCUCUAACGGCAGGUGCUAACAUCUGGGGGGGGCUUUUCAGUUUUCAGAGCACCCCCAGAUGUGUUUGCCUCAUUGCAGCCACAGUCCCCUCUUCACCGGGCCUCUGGUGUCUUCACACUUCGCCGGCACAGUUGGCUUUGCAGAAUCGAAACCUUAGUUAAGGUUUGUUGAGGUUUGUUUUUGAAAACUGGCUGUUCCCACCCACAUUCCCUUGAGAUAUAAAUAGCAAAAAAAGAGGUUUAAUUACUAAGGCAAGACAUCCGAGCUCCGUCCACUUGAUCCUUGAAAAGGAAAUCUAAGAGGUUCUUACUAUCGCUUUUUCAAUCCUAUAUAAGGUAGGUCAGCAAGACAGAAAAGGCGCCUCUGUUUUGUGCUCCUUCAGCUCUUUUUCCUGAUUCUUCUUGGAGGAAAAUCGAAAUCGGUGGAAAAUGAGCAUCACAGAUGUCCUCAGUGCUGACGACAUUGCAGCAGCCUUGCUGGAGUGCCAAGACCCAGAUACUUUUGAACCCCAAAAAUUCUUCCAGACAUCGGGCCUGGCCAAGAUGUCAGCCAGUCAGGUGAAGGAUGUUUUUCGUUUCAUAGACAACGACCAGAGUGGCUACCUGGAUGAAGAAGAGCUUAAGUUUUUCCUCCAGAAGUUUGAGAGCGGUGCUAGAGAACUGACCGAGUCAGAAACCAAGUCCUUGAUGGCGGCUGCAGACAACGACGGCGAUGGGAAAAUCGGGGCUGAUGGUAUGUUCACACCUGUACACAGCAUGAGAGACCUGAGCUCAGGCAGCAUCCGGGACAGGGGCCUUAAGCCAGGAGAUGAGACAGACCUGGGGUAAAAACCCCCUUUCUCCACCUUGCUGAGCCUCAGUCUGCUCAUCUGUGAACCAGAACCAAGCCAGGAAGGAAGUCAUGUGUGCAGACUCAGGUGCGAUGCCUGGGGAGGUACACAGAUGCUUGACCCACCGGUCCCUGUCUGUGAACCAGAAAAUGGCCUUCGCCUGACUAGGGGACGAGCCACAUGCCUGGCCGAUUAUCUGCAAGACACCCUAAUGCGCCUUGAAAAUAAUCUCAGGAAUUUCCACCAGUGGGAUUGGAGUCUCUCUGAAUAAGGGAAGGGUUGACCUUUUCAAGUAGGUCUCACAGCAAAGCGUCUACUGGGUGGAGCGAGAAGGCCUCUUUGCUUUCAAGGAGGAAAACAAGUGCAUUCUAUGGGACAUUAGCCCACCCAGCAGACAGGCUUGGAGAACAAAGAAAUCAAGCACCAUCUGUGCAUGCUUCAUGCCCAGAGCCCUAUAUUCAAAUGUGAGUGUAAUUGCAUGGCUGUGGGAUUAUCGUCUUCUGGUUUUGUCACGUUGCUUCCACGCUUCUCACCUGAUUGCGCAUGUCAAUCAGUGGGGCCCUGAUGGGGGGACUAAUUAAAAUUUAAAACCGCGGUUACUGGAGUUACCCUUGUAGCUCAGUGGUCAUGAACCCGACUAGGAUCCAU
Sus scrofa (pig) is the source of this 1813-nucleotide messenger RNA. RefSeq names its product oncomodulin (gene OCM). The record is from RefSeq and is a predicted model, not a curated record. Gene Ontology annotation, molecular function: calcium ion binding. Gene Ontology annotation, cellular component: cytoplasm. NCBI's taxonomy places the organism in Eukaryota, Metazoa, Chordata, Mammalia, Artiodactyla, Suidae.